AUGGACCACCAUGCACAUGCACACUCACAUGACCAUGGCGAUGCUGCUACUGCCGCUAACAAGGCUCGCUUUGACAAGACCGCAGAGCAGUAUGAUGACAUUCCGGGUGUAUUGGACAUGCACAAGAGACAGAGCGCUGCCAUUAUGCAAAAGUACGGAACCCUCUUCGACGCGAGCAGCACGGACUUGCUGGAUUUCGCUUGUGGAACGGGCCUCCUCUCACAGGCACUGGCUCCCCAUGUCAGGUCGAUUCUAGGGGUCGACAUCAGCAAUGCCAUGGUAGACCGCUACAACGCUCGGGCGGCCCAGGACGGCUUUGGGACCGACGAGAUGCACGCCAUAUGCGCUGAACUUAAGGAGGGGAACGAGACCGAGCUCAAUGGACGCAAGUUCGACAUCGUAGUGUGCUCGGCAGCCUAUCACCACAUGACUUCUAUCGAGAACACCACCCGCCUGUUGUCUUCUUGCCUCAAGCCAGGCGGAUCGCUGUUGAUCACGGAUAUGAUGGCAAGCGACGACUACAAGGUCCUCUCCAGGAUGCCAUACGCGGAGGCCGUUCCGCACAAGGCUGGUUUUGACGAAGCCACUAUACGUGCUACGUUUGAGGGAGCUGGGUUGGUAAACACUGAGUAUGAAUACAUGCUCUCUGCGACGAUACACGAUACGGAUGUGAACUUCUUCCUCGCGAGAGGUAUCAAGUCAGUGAUGUAA
This is a messenger RNA of Fibroporia radiculosa, 711 nucleotides long. RefSeq lists its product as uncharacterized. The record is from RefSeq and is a predicted model, not a curated record. Bases 1 to 711 code for a protein of 236 amino acids. The transcript has 3 exons. Lineage: Eukaryota; Fungi; Basidiomycota; Agaricomycetes; Polyporales; Fibroporiaceae.